AUGAAGGUGAUACAGAUGUUAUUCCUUUUUGGGAAGGAAUUCUGCAUUAUUCCUACAUUGAUUGUAGUUAUCAGAGCGAACAAGAAUCAUAGCUUAGUUUCUGGAAAAAAGGUUUUUCAUCGCAUUUUUUGGACGUUUAGACAAUGUUGUGAGGCGUUCAAAUUUGCCAAACCCGUCAUACAAAUUGAUGGAACACAUUUAUAUGGGAAGUACAAAGGGAAAUUGUUGGUGGCCACUGCCCAAGAUGGUAAUAAUGAAUGUUUACCGGUCGCUUUUGCCAUCGUAGAAGGCGAAACUUUGGAAGCAUGGGAUUAUUUUCACGUUAAUAUUCGUGCUCAUGUUACUACCAUGUCAAACAUAUGUUUGAUAUCCGAUCAGCAUCGAAGCAUAAUAUAUGCUGUGGAAAAUAACCCUAAUUGGCAGUCGCCAAAUGCAUAUCACGUCUUCUGUAUUGGUCAUAUUGCAAGCAACUUCAAUCAAAAGUUUCAGAAUGAAGAUUUGAAGCGGAUGUUAAAGAAUUUAGGUUUUACUCCAGCCAUGGUUGAUUUUGAAAGGAAUCUUGCGAGUUUCCGUGAAAGUAGUCCUCAAAUUGCUGAGUGGAUUGAUGCGAUCCCUAAGGAAAAGUGGUCGCGAGCCUACGAUAUUGAAGGACGGAGAUUGGUUGCAUAUUUUGUUGAGAGAGGAACAAAUGUUGUUGCACAACUUCAAUCAGCUCAUCGUCACUCCAAAAAUGUUGUUGAAUUGGUCAAGAAGAACCAGGUAGAUGCAACAGGCCACCACGUUCGUGCAUACAAUGUUGAACAUACUGUCUUCGAGGUUGACGCAGGUUGGGAGCGUUCAUAUUCUGUCAACCUCCCACAGAGAUACUGUCAGUGUGGAAAGUUUAAGGCCUUUAAGUAUCCGUGUAGUCACAUCGUUGCUGCUGCGUUAAGUGUUAGGUAG
This is a messenger RNA of Gastrolobium bilobum, 942 nucleotides long. RefSeq lists its product as uncharacterized. Bases 1 to 942 code for a protein of 313 amino acids. The record is from RefSeq and is a predicted model, not a curated record. Gene Ontology annotation, molecular function: zinc ion binding. The transcript has 5 exons. NCBI's taxonomy places the organism in Eukaryota, Viridiplantae, Streptophyta, Magnoliopsida, Fabales, Fabaceae.